AUGCCGACUACCGGGAAACUCCAAUCCAAUCCAGGAGAAAAAUCUGUUGAUCAAAAACUAUAUAGAUCCAUGAUUGGAAGCUUGUUGUACUUAAGUGCAACAAGGACAAACAUUUCCUUCAGUGUGGGAUGUUGUGCCAGAUUUCAUGCAGACCCUAAAGAAUCACACCUUAAAGAUGUAAAACGAAUCAUAAGAUAUGUUAAUGGUACCGUAGAUUAUGGCCUUUCAUACUCUAUGGAUACAAACAACAGUCUAGUUUCCUAUUCAGAUACUGAUUGGGCAGGGUGUGUAGAAGAUCGGAAAAGCACCUCUGGUGGUUGCUUCUAUGUUGAUCAAAAUCUUGUUGCUUGGCACAACAAGAAACCGAAUUCACAGUCUUUAUCAACCUGUGAAGCAGAAUACAUUGCUGCUGGUGUGUCUUUUGGAAAGAGAUGGACAGUUUCUGGCCAACAGGUUCAGGUGUUCCAAAGCCAAAUGGAUAAAAAUCAUUUGGGACUGGAAAAUGUAAAGAUCCCAUAUAGUUACAGUUACUAUGGAAAUGGUUGCACCAGAAGCACAGUAUAG
Molecule: messenger RNA, 564 nt
Organism: Papaver somniferum (opium poppy)
Lineage: Eukaryota; Viridiplantae; Streptophyta; Magnoliopsida; Ranunculales; Papaveraceae
Exons: 3
Coding region: 1-564 (187 amino acids)
Source: RefSeq, a predicted model, not a curated record